AUUUGCGUGCUUUCGCGCGCAACCGAGAGGAAGCGCGUGGAGGUUAUGAUGGAGGAAAGGUAGAGAGAGGUGUGCGACUGGCAGGAAGCUUACCAUCAGAUGACAAGAAACACAUCUACAAUUGUUCUGCCUUGAACUACGCAUUUAAAUCUAACUAAGCAGCGUUGACGUGUCUAGGCACGUGUUUAUUUUUUAUCACUCCAGUUUCCCGUAAACCGACGCCCUGGAACGCCCAAAAAUGCCGAACAUUAAGAUUUUCAGUGGUAGCUCUCACCAAGAUCUGUCUCAAAAGAUCGCCGACCGUUUGGGUUUGGAGCUAGGAAAGGUGGUUACAAAGAAAUUCAGCAAUCAGGAGACAUGCGUGGAGAUCGGCGAGAGCGUGAGAGGGGAGGACGUCUACAUCGUUCAGAGCGGCUGCGGCGAGAUCAACGACAACCUGAUGGAGCUGCUGAUCAUGAUCAACGCCUGCAAGAUCGCCUCGGCCUCCCGCGUGACCGCCGUCAUCCCCUGCUUCCCCUACGCCCGCCAGGACAAGAAGGACAAGGUGGGGAGUCGAGCGCCCAUCUCCGCCAAGCUGGUGGCCAACAUGCUGUCUGUGUCCGGAGCCGAUCACAUCAUCACCAUGGACCUGCAUGCCUCCCAGAUUCAGGGUUUCUUUGACAUCCCGGUGGACAAUUUGUACGCAGAGCCCGCUGUGCUCAAGUGGAUUAAGGAGAACAUUCUGGAAUGGAAGAACUGCACCAUCGUGUCCCCGGAUGCUGGAGGAGCCAAGAGAGUCACCUCCAUCGCCGACCGCCUGAAUGUCGACUUCGCCCUCAUCCACAAGGAGAGGAAGAAGGCUAACGAGGUUGACCGCAUGGUCCUUGUGGGGGACGUGAAGGACCGAGUUGCCAUUUUAGUCGAUGACAUGGCUGACACCUGCGGCACCAUCUGCCAUGCAGCUGACAAGCUUUUAUCGGCUGGAGCCACCAAAGUGUACGCCAUCCUCACCCACGGCAUCUUCUCUGGACCGGCCAUCUCCCGCAUCAACAACGCCUGCUUCGAGGCUGUGGUCGUCACCAACACCAUCCCACAGGAGGAGAAGAUGAAGCACUGUCCUAAAAUACAGGUGAUUGACAUCUCCAUGAUCCUGGCCGAGGCCAUCCGCAGGACUCACAAUGGCGAGUCCGUCUCCUAUCUCUUCAGCCACGUACCCUUGUAACAAUUCCCUCUCCAGCAGAGAGGCCCCGCCCCACCCUGCCCCCUGCUGCUCUACUGAAAGAGGACUUGCCCCUAACAAUGCCAUUUCUGCUUCCUCUCUCCCUCUCCACCCACCCCCUCCCACCCUGGUUUAAACCUUUACCAUGCCUGAGGUUCCAGAAGUUUAUAAGCCAUUGUGAACCCCCCCCCCUCCCCCCCGCCCCUCCCCCCCGCCCCUCCUCCUCCCAUCCUGGUUCUAUCUGUGGUAUCUCCCUCCCCCACUACUAGAAUUUGGGACUUUAAAUCUCCCCCACUGCCACCAUAUCACCAUAUCCCAUGGUCAUAUUGUGUUACAUUGAAGGUCAACUUGCUUUAAUGCUGAUUUCUGUUGUCUAGAAUUUUUCUUUGCGUGUGUCUUUCAGUUUGUUCUAAAGGCAGUGCUCAGCAGCAUGGCGCAAGAAUGAGCUGUGGUUUACAGUACUGCUGAAGGCCAGUUAGACAGGUAGUGCUUGCCUUGAGGACAUGGAUCAAAGCAGAGAGGGUUUGCUUUUGAGAUCUCUGCCAUCCUGUGUCUCUGAAUCUGGGGGGUUUCGCUCAGGGUCUUUGCAGGCUGGAGCUUCCUUUAAAAAAAAAAGGCCAUAUCUGCUGUUUUUAUGACAUUUUUUUAAUGAACUUCAUUAUGAACGUUUUUUUAAGGAGUGACUUUAGUUUGGUUUUUUUAUUUUUAAUCAAGUCAUGCAUGUGUUACAUUCAGGCUGUUGCUAGUCUGUAUCUGUUAGUUACUGCAAAGUGUACCGUGUUAGACCUCAGGAAGGCGUUCAGUAGUCAGUAUUCUAGCUGUCCCUAUGCUAGUCUUGCUUGAUUCCAAUCCGUGUCAUAGCUUUUGUUUUAUUGUUUUUGAUUUUUAAGUGCAUGAUAUGAUACUGUGACAUUAAAUCAAAUGUUCAAAAGCA
Anguilla rostrata (American eel) is the source of this 2132-nucleotide messenger RNA. It is a transcript of the gene prps1b, whose product is annotated as phosphoribosyl pyrophosphate synthetase 1B. The record is from RefSeq and is a predicted model, not a curated record. Gene Ontology annotation, molecular function: magnesium ion binding; ribose phosphate diphosphokinase activity; ATP binding. Lineage: Eukaryota; Metazoa; Chordata; Actinopteri; Anguilliformes; Anguillidae. The transcript is spliced from 7 exons. Gene Ontology annotation, cellular component: cytoplasm; ribose phosphate diphosphokinase complex. Bases 239 to 1201 code for a protein of 320 amino acids. Gene Ontology annotation, biological process: 5-phosphoribose 1-diphosphate biosynthetic process; purine nucleotide biosynthetic process; ribonucleoside monophosphate biosynthetic process.